Messenger RNA from Myotis myotis, 936 nucleotides. Its product is annotated as 1-acylglycerol-3-phosphate O-acyltransferase PNPLA3-like. The record is from RefSeq and is a predicted model, not a curated record. Gene Ontology annotation, molecular function: triacylglycerol lipase activity. NCBI's taxonomy places the organism in Eukaryota, Metazoa, Chordata, Mammalia, Chiroptera, Vespertilionidae. Gene Ontology annotation, biological process: triglyceride catabolic process; lipid homeostasis. The transcript is spliced from 7 exons. Bases 1 to 843 code for a protein of 280 amino acids. Gene Ontology annotation, cellular component: cytoplasm; lipid droplet; membrane.
AUGCUCUCCAGCCGGCGCUACUCCAUUGUGGUCCCUGGACCCGCCUUGAUCUGUUCCUCCUUCAUCCCUUUCUUCUUUGGCUUAAUCCCUCCGACCUUCAGAGGCGUGCGGUACGUGGAUGGAGGGUUUACUGACAUUAGAUCCUGCUUUGAUGACAAGAUGACCAUCACUGUGUCCCCGUUCCUUGGGGAGCAUGACAUCUGUCCUAAGGUCAAGUCCACGAACUUCCUGCAUAUAGACGUGUGCAGUCUCAGUCUCCGCUUCUGCUUGGAAAACGUCCACCUGAUCAACCAAGUCCUGUUCCCCCCGGAUGUGAAGGUGCUGGGAGAGAUUUGCCUGCGAGGGUACUUGGAUGCGGGCAGGUUCCUGGAAGAAAAAGGCAUCUGUGACAGGCCCCGUCCUAGCCCGAGUGUGCCCUCGGCAGCGCCCGAGUUCCUUCCGUUCUCCUGGGAAACCGCGAGCCCCGAGGCUUCCCCGGGGGCGGCUGCCUGGCAGGGGAGGCCCGAGGUGGCCGAGCUGCUGGCCCACCUGCGUGUCAGCCUCCGGCCCUGGGACGAGAGCAUCCUGGAGACCCUGUCGCCCAAGCUCAUUGCAGGCCUGAGUGAGGCAUGUAGACCCCGAGGUGGCCGCUGGAGCAAGAUCUGCAGCUUCCUACCAGUGAAGGUCAUGUCUUACGUGAUGCUGCCCUGUACGCUGCCCGUGGAGACCGCGCUCGCGGUGGCCCAGAGGCUGAUGCUGUGGGUUCCCGACAUCCCUGCCGACGUCCGGUGGCUGUUGUCCAUCACCUCCCAGGUUUGUUCUCGAGGGAUGAUGCAUCUGCUCCCCACGUCCUCGCGGGUGUAGAUGGACAAAGAGAGAAACAGCUGUUGCUGUGUGUCAGUUACUCUUAUUGAGUUUUAUUGAUAUUCCGAAGCUCUGUCCUCUGACAGGGCCUAG